Messenger RNA from Epinephelus moara (kelp grouper), 289 nucleotides. RefSeq names its product PEX5-related protein-like. NCBI's taxonomy places the organism in Eukaryota, Metazoa, Chordata, Actinopteri, Perciformes, Serranidae. The transcript has 2 exons. The record is from RefSeq and is a predicted model, not a curated record. Gene Ontology annotation, cellular component: peroxisomal membrane; cytosol. Gene Ontology annotation, molecular function: protein binding. The annotation marks the transcript as partial. Gene Ontology annotation, biological process: protein import into peroxisome matrix, docking.
GGUUAUUUCUUCAAUGCCAACAACCCGUACAGAGACUGGCCCAGUGCCUUCGCUGAGGGGCAGGAGAAAGCUCGGGAGGGAGACCUGAACGCCGCCGUCCUGCUGCUGGAGGCCGCCAUCCUCCAGGAUCCGCAGGACUCUGAGGCCUGGCAGGUUUUAGGAAUGACGCAGGCUGAGAACGAGAACGAACAGGCCGCCAUCGUGUCGCUGCAGAGGUCAGACUUCCUGUUGUUUCCACUAUUCACAGGAAGGUUACUGAGGUACACCUGCGCCCCUGCAGGUCAGACAG